Messenger RNA from Apaloderma vittatum (bar-tailed trogon), 504 nucleotides. Its product is annotated as proton-coupled amino acid transporter 4-like. The annotation marks the transcript as partial. Gene Ontology annotation, cellular component: vacuolar membrane. Gene Ontology annotation, biological process: L-alanine transport; amino acid transmembrane transport. Gene Ontology annotation, molecular function: L-alanine transmembrane transporter activity; L-proline transmembrane transporter activity. The transcript has 4 exons. The record is from RefSeq and is a predicted model, not a curated record. NCBI's taxonomy places the organism in Eukaryota, Metazoa, Chordata, Aves, Trogoniformes, Trogonidae.
AAAAAAUCCUCGCUGGGGUACAGCGAUACAGUUAGUUACGCCAUGGAAGCGGGGCCUCUGGCUACUCUUCAGAAACGAGCUUCUUGGGGAGGGUCUAUCGUCGACUUUUUCCUAGUGAUAACACAGCUGGGCUUUUGUAGCGUUUAUGUUGUGUUCUUGGCAGAAAAUGUGAAACAAAUCCAUGAAGGAUUUCUGGAAAACAAGAUUGCUCCCAUAAACGUCAGUGCCGCCAGCAGUUCUUCCGAGAGGAGGAGUACGGAUCUGCGAAUAUACAUGCUGUGUUUCCUGCCCUUCCUGAUCCUCUUGGUCUUUAUUCGUGACCUUAAGAGCCUGUCCUUGCUUUCGUUGCUUGCCAAUCUGUCCAUGGCUGUCAGCCUGGUGAUCAUUUACCAGUAUGUUGUUAGAGAUAUAGUAGAUCCUCGAAAACUGCCUCCUGUGGUUGGCUGGAAGAAAUACCCACUGUUUUUUGGGACUGCAAUAUUUGCUUUUGAAGGAAUCGGUGUG